CACGCUGACCUCUUGCAAACGGUUGCAGGAGGCACGCUGGUGACCGCCUCAAAUGGUCUAGUUUGCCCCCUUUUUGGGGGUCUCUCGCUCUCUCUCACUCUUGCUGAUUAUUCUGCUUUCCAAAAGAAUCUGCUAGGAAUCUCAGCGAAGGGGGCGAGCAAAAACUGGUGUCAGGAGGGUUAAUCAAUCAAUCAGCGGAGGAUCUGCAGGUCUGGGAGGAGGCAUUGGAGGCCGGGCUCAGAGGGAAGCGCAGAGAGGGGUGUGUAUAUAAGACAUUGGGAGGUUCAUACUGCACCUUCCCCAUCUCUCCGGCCGCCUCCUUCCAAACCAUCCCGAAUUCCUGCAGAGCCAGAGACAAGGCUGCUGCCUGGUGUAGGACGACAGAAGAGAGGAUUAGGGAAGUCCCCCGCUCUUUAAUUGCUAUUAUUUAAAGUCCCCCCUCCCGUGCGCGCUCUCUCUUGCUCGCUCCCCGGGCGAGCAUCAGAUGACAGCUCCACACCGAGGGAGGGCAAAGCAAGCUGCUUGGCCACCAGCAGACAGUAUCUGAUUCAGGGAUCCGCAGCAGGCAGCUCCUGUACAACGAGAAAGGGAUCGUCGCUCCACAGGCGGAGAGCCGGAGUGGAGAGAGCGGCGAGUUCGGGACCUGCAAGCCUGCGGAGGGGAUCCCCAACCCAGCAGCCCCAGGGCGCAGCGGAGAGCGGCUUCGUCUCCCGUGCGCGCUCCCCUCUCCAAACCUGAGGAGGGAAUUGGCGCCCAAGAAGACCCGCCAGGGGAAAUCCUCUGCAGGAAGGAGGGCUUGAGCCCCACUAGGGACCGACAGACGGACCCCGCCACGAAGGCCCGAUCCGGCGGCGCCCGAGGAUGCUGCUGCUGCCGCUGUGGCUGCUGCUGCCGGAGCUGGCGCUCCUCGCGCCGGCUCAGAAGUUCUCUGCGCUCACGUUUUUAAGAGUGGAGCAAGACAAGGACAAAGAAUGCAGCCUGGAAUGCACGGGGUCCCCCCAAAAGUCGCUGUGCGCCUCAGAUGGCAGGACUUUCCUGUCCCGGUGUGAAUUCCAACGGGCGAAAUGCAAAGAUCCUCAACUAGAAAUCUCCCACAAGGGCAACUGCAAAGAUCUUUCAAGAUGUGUGGCAGAGAGGAAGUACACUCAGGAACAAGCACGCAAGGAGUUCCAGCAAGUGUUUAUUCCAGAAUGCAACGAUGAUGGCACUUACAGCCAGGUUCAGUGCCACAGCUACACAGGCUACUGUUGGUGUGUCACUUCCAAUGGUCGUCCCAUCAGUGGUACAGCCGUAGCACAUAAAACUCCACGUUGCCCAGGUUCCCUAAAUGAGAAGCUGCCACAACGUGAAGGUACAGGAAAAACAGUCUCCUUGCAAAUCUUUUCCAUUCUGAAUUCAGAUGAUGCUUCAGCUCCUGCACUGGAGACUCAGCCCCAAGGUGAUGAAGAAGAUAUAGCUUCGCGUUACCCUACAUUAUGGACUGAGCAAGUAAAGAGCCGACAGAAUAAGACCAAUAAAAAUUCUGCCGCGGCAUCAUGUGAUCAAGAACUUCAGUCAGCAUUAGAAGAAGCUAAACAACCUCAGAAAGACAAUGUGUUCAUUCCAGAGUGUGCCAGUGGUGGCCUUUACAAGCCAGUGCAGUGUCACCCUUCCACGGGUUACUGCUGGUGUGUUCUUGUCGAUACAGGACGCCCCAUACCUGGUACAUCAACAAGAUAUGAGCAACCCAAAUGUGAUAACAGUGCCAGAGCUCAUCCAAGCAAAACAAAAGAUUUGUUCAAAGGGCGCCAGCUUCAAGGUUGUCCAGGACCCAAGAAGAAUGAGUUCUUGACAAGUGUUUUGGAUGCGCUCUCCACAGACAUGGUGCAUGCAGUCUCUGAUCCUUCCAGCAGGCUUUCAGAACCAGAUCCUAAUCACACUCUGGAGGAAAGAGUUGUCCACUGGUAUUUUAAACAACUGGAUAAGAAUGCUAGUGGUGAUAUCGGCAAAAAAGAAAUCAAGCCGUUUAAGAGAUUCCUGAGGAAAAAGUCCAAGCCCAAGAAAUGUGUGAAAAAGUUUGUGGAAUACUGUGACGUGAAUAAUGACAAAUCCUUAACGGUUCCAGAACUAAUGGGUUGCCUGGGGGUUACGAAAGAAGAUAACAAGGCAGACACAAAGAAACGUCAUACUCCAAAAAAUAAUGGUGAAAGUACUCCUUCCAACAGGCAGCAAACCUCAAAGAAACAAGGCUGAACACUUCAUGUCCAAGGCAGAUCUCUCAGAUGCGUGGGAGACUCCCUCACCAAAAGGCAAUUAAAAAAAGAAAGAACGAAACCCAACAACCGUAGUAUUUGCACUUUGUACUUUAAAUGUAAAUUCACUUUGUAGAAAUGAGAUAUUUAACAGACAUUUAAGAGAAUCUGUGAAAAUGUAGUAACAGCUUGUUUUUAAACAAUUAUCACAUACAAUGUAUGUGCCUUUUAUUGUCUGAAAUCUGUACGUGUUGGAGGUGUAAAAGUUUGCAUUUAAUCUUUUUUUGAAAGAAGAAUGUUCAGUUGGACAUUAACAUAGAAACUAGUCUUGUAGUAUUUUUCUGUUCAGUAAUUUUGCUUGUUUUCUACAUAGCUAUUGAUUUUUUAUGAAGUUAUACGGAAAACCUGCUCAUUUCAAAGUCUACUGUACUCAUAAUUUUAAUGAAUCUCUUUGUUAAGGUUGCAUAUUCCUUAGGCUUAAACCAAGAAUUGGAAAUUGUUGUUGACUUCUCGUGCACCUUAUAUAAUCAGAGGAACCUUUUCUCUGUUGGUGUUUAGAGGGUUAAAAAAAAUUGGUGUUGACUUUCUCCAGAGCACAGUUGCACAACAAGAAUGCAACCACUAAUUGAUUGGAAAUAAAUCUUUUGUAGGUUUUCCUUUGUAUUCCCCCGCCCUUUAGAGGACAUCAGUAUAAUAUAUAUUUUUCUUCCCCGUUCUUCCUGCUUUUGGGUAGGUUUAGUCAGCCUUUAAACUGGCAAGUAUGUGGUGUCACUCAAAACAAAAUCUGCCAAGCCCCAGAAUAGACAUAAUAAGGCAAUAAAGGGGCACAAUUGUUCAGUAUUGUAAAUCUAAUUAUAAGGAGACAAAGAAGGUAGAACAGGCUUGUCAGUCUUUUCUUUUCCUUACACUUGGCUGAGCUGUGAUAUGCAACUUGCGGUGCCCCGGGAUCUACAAAAAGGUAAAACUAUCACUUGAACAAAUUAUGAACAGUUAUUUUAGGGAGGUGCAGACAGCACAAGCCGCCCCUUAGGGCAUCAUUCUUGCCAUCUGGGAGAUGUUCUUACAAGUUUUCAUACCUUUCCUUUCAUUUGGAGGGAGUUUUCUUCUUUCACCCUUUUCCUGGAAUGCCUGAAGGAAAGAGAACUUGCAGAUGUGAACUUGAUGGCAAAGAACAAAGAAUAAUAAUAAAGAACUUUCGCUUCAGACCUUGGACAGCAAUAAAUUAUACAGUAAGCAGCCAGAGACAACAGCGUGUGGGGUAGGGAGAGUAUGAGCAUAUAGAUAUCUUAGAGUUGAAAGGGAUCCAAGGAUCAUCUAGUCCAACCCCUGCAAUGCAGGAAUC
Messenger RNA from Podarcis muralis (Common wall lizard), 3573 nucleotides. RefSeq names its product SPARC related modular calcium binding 2 (gene SMOC2). Gene Ontology annotation, cellular component: basement membrane. Gene Ontology annotation, molecular function: heparin binding; extracellular matrix binding; protein binding. Gene Ontology annotation, biological process: extracellular matrix organization. Lineage: Eukaryota; Metazoa; Chordata; Lepidosauria; Squamata; Lacertidae. The record is from RefSeq and is a predicted model, not a curated record.